CCGAUAUCUGGACCGUGAUACGGGCCUGCCAAGGAGCGGGCUACAAACUCUUUCUGGACUCGCGGCGUCUCGGUUUGCAUCCAACUUCCUAAUGCUUGGUAGCGGGCCCGGACUCUGCAUCGCCUGACGUUUGGAUGCAGGAGCUCAAAAUCACCGAUCGCGCAGCAACCGAGGGAGAAGUCUUUUGUGCCUUCAUGUUUUAAAGGAUUUCUUUUCCUUAACCCUGGUUUCUACCCCUCCUGUUUGCAAAUCGUGAUACGAUCGAACCAUGGCCGAUCCAUCGACUGGGACCCAGACCUACGGGACACAGGCAAAUGCAUAUGCAGCCGAGAACGACGUCCACCGACGCGGCUCUGCAGGCAAAGAGCGGAAGUUGAGUCUAACGGGCAAAACGAAUCUGGGUGAAGAUGGCGGGCACAAUUCUGCAGACGACCUUUUGGCUGCCAUGGGCUAUAAGUCCGAACUCGUGCGAUCAAGAUCAACCCUCCAAGUCGCUUUCAUGUCCUUCGUCCUGGCAUCCAUUCCCUACGGUCUAGCAACAACGUUCUACUAUCCUCUUGUUGGGGGGGGCCCUGCGAACAUCGUUUGGGGAUGGGUCACUGUCUCCAUCAUCAUUCUCUGCGUUGCCAUUUCUUUGGGAGAAAUCACGUCUGUGUAUCCAACAGCCGGAGGAGUGUACUAUCAGACUUUCAUGCUUUCCCCACCCAGCUAUCGAAGAAUCGCGUCCUGGAUUUGCGGAUGGUCUUUUGUGGUGGGAAACAUCACCAUCACUCUCGCCGUAAAUUUUGGAACCACUUUAUUUCUAGCGGCAUGUAUCAAUGUCUUCGAAAGUGCCCCCGGCGUCGGCAUCUUCGCAGGCGAACCUUACCAAAUCUUCCUAAUCUUUGUUGGAAUUACAUUGCUCUGCAAUGCCGUAUCUGCGCUUGGAAACCGCUGGUUGCCUCUCCUAGAUACAUUCGCCAUUUUCUGGACUUUUGCAGGCCUUAUCUGCAUUGUGGUGUGUGUGCUUGCCAUUGCGAAACAGGGCCGUCAUAACGGCUCUUAUGUGUUUGGCGAAUUCAAUCCCAUCUCCGGAUGGCCAGCGGGAUGGUCAUUUUGUGUCGGACUUCUGCAGGCUGCCUAUGCGACUUCGAGUACUGGCAUGAUUAUCUCAAUGUGUGAAGAAGUCGAACAACCCGCAACCCAGGUCCCCAAAGCCAUGGUCGGCACCAUCAUCCUCAACACCUUCGCAGGCCUCGUCUUCCUCAUCCCCCUCCUCUUUGUUAUGCCAGACCAAGCGUACCUCGCCUCCCUCCUCUCCGCGCAACCCGUUCCCCCGAUCCUUAAAUCCGCUGUAGGUUCCGCGGGCGGGGCCUUCGGCCUCCUCGUCCCGCUCCUCGUUCUCGCCAUCUUCUGUGGCAUUGGUUGCACAACGGCCGCAUCGCGCUGUACAUGGGCAUUCGCGCGCGACGGUGCAAUUCCCGGGUCGAAGUGGUGGCGGGCUGUGAACGAGAAUCUCGAUGUGCCGCUGAAUGCUAUGAUGUUGAGUAUGGUUGUGCAAAUAUUGCUGGGAGUUAUAUAUUUUGGUUCUGCUGCCGCGUUUAAUGCGUUCUCAGGUGUUGGUGUGAUUUGCUUGACGUUGAGUUAUGCGGUGCCGAUUGCGGUGUCGCUGGCGGGUGGGAGGAGACAUAUUGCUGAAGGCAGUUUUAAUCUAGGCGUUUUUGGUGUGGUGUGUAAUGUCAUCGCGCUAUGCUGGUCCGCCCUAGCAAUCCCCCUGUUCUGCAUGCCAUCCGCCAUCCCGGUUGCCGCCGAAACCAUGAACUAUGCAUCCGUUGUCUUCUUCGCUUUCUUCGUUAUCUCAGGCGCUUGGUAUUUCAUCUGGGGGAAGAAGAAUUAUCAAGGUCCGCCUACGCAUGAAGAUGCCGUGCUAGAGGCGAGACGGGCGAGUGUUAUUAGCCAUAAGUCGCAGAAUUAAGGGAAGGGGUGAGUUAGGUUUGAGGUGGCAGGGGGAGUCUUGUAGGGUUUGUGUGUACGAUUGGAUUAGAUAGCAUAGUUUUUUUAUGUAUUUUUUUUAUCGUAGGAAGAGGUCGACGGAGC
Lindgomyces ingoldianus is the source of this 2076-nucleotide messenger RNA. RefSeq names its product amino acid transporter. Lineage: Eukaryota; Fungi; Ascomycota; Dothideomycetes; Pleosporales; Lindgomycetaceae. Gene Ontology annotation, biological process: amino acid transport; transmembrane transport. Gene Ontology annotation, molecular function: transmembrane transporter activity. Bases 269 to 1954 code for a protein of 561 amino acids. The transcript is spliced from 4 exons. Gene Ontology annotation, cellular component: membrane. The record is from RefSeq and is a predicted model, not a curated record.